AUGGUGGCCUAUGACAAGAACCAAGUCACGCUACACCUAUGCAAGAAUGGGUUCGUGCCAGGAUAUGACGAAUGGCAUUUCCACGGUGAGUCACACAGUAGAGUAUCAACACAGAUGGAAGUGGAUGAUGGUGAAGACGUUGAUAGGUUGGAUCAGAUGCUUGAUGAUCUGCAACCAGAGUUUAACCUAGAUCGUGAAGAUCCGCCUACAAAAGAGGUUCAGGAAUUAUUUGAACUCCUCCAAGCCUUAGAAUAUCCUCUACACGGACAGACAACGGUUACAGUCCUCCAGUUUGUGACCCAUCUAAUGGGCAUCAAGUCGAAGUUUGCUUUGUCAGGCAAUUGUUAUAAGGCAAUUGUGGACCUGAUUUGUGAUGUUCUUCUUGCCGAUCACAAGGUGCCUAAAGACAUGUACCGGUCAAAGAAAUUGAUAAAGGCUCUUGGAAUGCCGUAUGAGAGGAUCGAUGCGUGCCCGGACAACUGCAUGCUAUUUUGGAAGGAUCGUGAGAAAGAAGAGAAAUGCUUGAAGUGUGGCAAGUCGAGGUACAUAGAGGUGGUAAAUGAAGAUGGGGAGAAGGUGAGCACAAAGAGGGCACAUAAGCAGCUUCGAUGGAUGCGUCUCAGUCCUAGACUAAAACGUUUGUUCCUGGCUAGGAGAAUUGCUGAGCGCAUGAGGUGGCGCAAAAAUCGUAAGGGUCGGGCCAAUGGGUUAAUGGUGCAUCCAUCGGAUAGCGAUGUGUGGAAGGCCCUAGACAGCUUUGAUCCAGAUUUUGCUAGUGAUGAGAGGAAUGUUCAUAUUGGGCUGGCGACAGACGGUUUCAUGCCUUUCAAUAUGACCGCAGCGUCGUACUCAUGUUGGCCUAUCUUCGCCAUCCUGUACAACCUUCCACCUGAUCUUUGCAUGAAGGAUGAGUUCAUGAUCCUAUGCCUCAUCAUACCUAGGCCUGAGCAUCCUGGCAUAAAACUCAAUGUGAUGCUUGAACCAUUGAUUGAAGAGUUGAAAGAGCUUUGGGCAGGAGUGGAAGCGUAUGACACUUACAAGAAGCAGAAAUUCAAACUUCGGGCUGCGUAUUUGUGGUCCAUACAUGAUUUUCUAGCGUAUGGGAUCUUUGCUGGGUGGAGAGUUAAUGGAAGGCUAGCAUGCCCUAUUUGUGGAAAAGAAACAGACUGUUUUCGGCUCAAUGCUGGUGGCAAGUAUUGUUACUUCGAUUAUCAUAGGUGUUUUCUUCCUUUGGACCACCCCUUCAGGCUCCAGGCACAGGAGUUUAGGAAGGACACCGUUGUCACGAAGGGACCACCACAGCGCCGCAAUGGGUGGAAAAUUGCAGAAGAGCUUAGUAAACUGUUCACAAACAAUGCUGGAGAUGGGUUUGUAGGUUUCAGUGAGACACAUAAUUGGACUCACAAAUGUGGCCUGUGGGAACUCCCUUACAUGAGGGCAUUGAUUCUACCACACAACAUCGACGUAAUGCACCAAGAACGCAACGUGUGUGUAGCCCUAUUUGACACCAUUAUGGAUUUCGGAGGCUCUACAAAAGAUAAUUUCAAGGCCCGUGUUGACUUAGCUGAGAUAUGUAACCGUCCAACUCUUGAGCUAAGAGAAAAUGGAGGGAGACCAUGUUCUAAAUUUUCCUUGAAACCCAAUGAACAAAGAGAUGUGAUGUGGUGA
This is a messenger RNA of Panicum virgatum (switchgrass), 1668 nucleotides long. RefSeq lists its product as uncharacterized. NCBI's taxonomy places the organism in Eukaryota, Viridiplantae, Streptophyta, Magnoliopsida, Poales, Poaceae. The transcript has a single exon. The record is from RefSeq and is a predicted model, not a curated record. Bases 1 to 1668 code for a protein of 555 amino acids.